CCAAAUACGGAUCGUGAGAUCUGGAAAUGAAUGGCCACGAUCUGCAAUUAGGAACGAUUUCUUUGGGUCAUAAUAGUAGUGUUCUGUGUCAUGUAAGGGUACUGUAGGUAUAUAAAAUAUAAACAACUGCUUUCCGGUUUUUAAUAGCGGAUUAAUUGGGAUCAUUACUCCACACAUUAUUAAUCUGAUCGCGCCAUUCAAUUCGUCUCUCUCUCCCCAAAAUCUCAACUCAAAAACGCCCAAACCCUAGAAUCUGCUCUGAAAAACACACAAAUAUUCUUGCCAUCCGAAAAGCCCAAACCAUACAAAGCUCUACAAAUUAAUCAUCCCCUCCACUAUUUCAUCUUCGCCUGCACCAAAAAACGCCUCUGCGAGAAAAUCCGUUUCCGCUACCAAAAACCUAGUAAGAAUCCAAAACUCAACGAAGAAGGGGAAGAAAACUCUAAUUCAACCAUGGUCAACACAAGAGCUGGAUCCGCGUCUCAUGACGGAAAAGUUUAUCAAAGAACGACGUCGAAGAAAAAGCUACCAAUUAUCCCAAAAGCUCCGACAGGAAAUACGAUACCAAUUUCUGAUACGGGAACUCAUACAAAAAUCAUUCAAGCGUCUAAAGGGAAAGAGACGGAUAAACAAGUAUCCAAUUCUGGAAAAGGGUGAUCUCGCAAGAAGAAUCGGUUUGAAACAAGGAAAAAGAACUAACAUAAAUGGAGUACAGAAUUGUGUUGUUACACCACAGGCCGGAGUAAACAAGGAAGGAUGUAUCAAUGUGGAAGAGAUUGUAAAAUCAGCCAUGGCCGACUACAUGGAAGGCGGUGGAGAUGAUGCUGCUGAUGAAUUUUAUUCGGAAGCUUCGGGAACGAAAUCAAUACCAAUUUUGGAUAAUAAGCUUAUAAGCAAGGAUGAAACUAAUGAUAAUGAACUCGAUGUGGAAGCCAUUGUACAGUCUGCAGUGGAAGCGUACAUGGAAUGUGAUGAUGCUGAUGAGGAUUUUGUCACACCUUUCGCUAAAAAGUCAGAACCAAAACUGGGCAAAGAAUUGGUCGUCUAUACAAACGAACAACUACAUGACAACCAGCAAAAAUUGAAGAUGAACAUUCGCCCUAAGGCAGACUUGAGAUGUUCUAAUGCAUUGCGUUCACCAUUUCUUGAGAGAGCAGUUACAGUGUCAUGCAAGCUUACUCCAGAUGAACGAGUUAUGUAUUACUGGUUGCUGACUAUGGAUCUCGCCAAAUGAUUAUGUCGUAACUUAGAUUAGUGGAUCAUUUUGUUCAUUUCAUCAAAGAUAGUAUUUCUCUUGUUUUUGAAUCAUGUUUUAUUCAGCAUGUGGAUGUCAUUGGUACAACACAUUGUUUCAUCUAUAAGCUGAUAAAAAAUUCCCUUAAAA
Salvia splendens (bonfire salvia) is the source of this 1384-nucleotide messenger RNA. RefSeq lists its product as uncharacterized. The transcript has 7 exons. Lineage: Eukaryota; Viridiplantae; Streptophyta; Magnoliopsida; Lamiales; Lamiaceae. Bases 485 to 1234 code for a protein of 249 amino acids. The record is from RefSeq and is a predicted model, not a curated record.